Molecule: messenger RNA, 1973 nt
Organism: Helianthus annuus (common sunflower)
Lineage: Eukaryota; Viridiplantae; Streptophyta; Magnoliopsida; Asterales; Asteraceae
Product: bifunctional protein FolD 1, mitochondrial
Exons: 6
Coding region: 165-1043 (292 amino acids)
Biological process (GO): tetrahydrofolate interconversion
Cellular component (GO): cytosol
Molecular function (GO): methylenetetrahydrofolate dehydrogenase (NADP+) activity; methenyltetrahydrofolate cyclohydrolase activity
Source: RefSeq, a predicted model, not a curated record
GGCUAACUUUAGCCACAACGGGUAAGCUUAGAUCCAAACCCGAGUCCAAGAUUAUAUAAAAACACGUGUCAGACAACUUUCACCCUGAUCCUACACGUUAUCACUCUGAUUCACCACAAAACGAGCCUGAUUCUUUGUUCUUCCUGCAAUUAUUCAGUCCCUCCAUGUUAGAGAUGCGAAGUAUUUGCUGGCGCAUACUCUGCAACCGAUCCUUCAGUUCUUCUGUCACACCAAAUUGCUUCCCCCUUGUAUCCCUAGACCGCCCUCAUGAUAUCUGGCAUCCUCCUCCAACACCUCACUAUAACACUCAUAAAAAAACAGUAGAAAUCGACGGGAAGUCGAUCGCAAACGAUAUCAAAGCUACUCUGGCCACUGAAGUUAAUCAUAUGAAAAAUUCAAUCAAGAAAGCACCUGGAUUAGGCGUAAUAUUAGUGGGCGAAAGAAAGGAUUCCCGAUCUUUUGUUCGUAUCAAGAAAAAAGCUUGUGAGGAAGUCGGGAUCACCUCAGUAGUAGUAAACCUUCCUGAAAACUGUACAGAAACCGAAGUUCUUGAUGCUGUUUCAGCGCUAAAUAACCAGGAAUCAGUUCAUGGCAUUCUUGUCCAACUUCCAUUACCCUGUCAUUUGAGUGAGCAGAAGAUUAUAAACGCUGUGAACGUCGAAAAAGACGUGGACGGAUUUCAUCCCGUAAACGUAGGAAAUCUCGCAAUGACGGGAAGGGAGCCUUUAUUCAUUCCGUGUGCAUCGAGAGGGUGUAUCGAGUUGCUUCACCGAUACGGUGUCGAAAUCAUAGGUAGAAAAGCAGUCGUAAUCGGGAGAAGCAAUAUUACUGGAUUACCCACCUCCUUGUUAUUGCAGAGGCAUCACGCUACAGUGAGUGUAGUACACAAGUUUACUAAGAAUCCGGAGGAAAUAACACGCGAAGCGGAUAUUUUGGUUUCGGAUGUAGGAGUUCCGAAUCUGGUUCGAGGUCAUUGGUUGAAACCAGGGGUCGUUGUAAUUGACAUGGGGUCCACGUUGGUUGCGGUGGAUUUUUUUAUUUGAUUUUAUUUGUUGGGUUGUUUUAGUAUAUUCUCAACUCUAUAAAAAUUUAACUAAGAAUAAAGUACACGGAUGGUCCAUAUGGUUGACCAAAUCCAAAUAUUUGGGUAACCACAGGGACCAUCCGUGUGGUUUACUCUUAAAUUAACCAUGAUAACUGAGAUCUGGCUUCUUGGGCAACAAAAUUUAAGAACUUCUGGUCAGUGAUCUGUCAAGAACGGGUCAUUUUUAGUACGAGAUGAAAUGGACCGGGUCGGGUCAAAUGCAAACUUUCUGUUUUAUGUAUGUGAUUGCUUUGUGCUCUGAUGAUACACAGGACAGCAAAGGUUCCCAUGUGACUGGAGAUGUUUGCUACGAAGAGGCGAUAGUUAAAGCAUCCCUACUUACUCCUGUCCCAGGGGGUGUUGGACCCGUUACCAUCUCCAUGCUACUUUGUAACACAGUUGAAGCCGCUAAGCGCUCAUAUCAGUGGACUGAAAACUCAUAAUAAUUUGUUAUGAGACUAGGUUCUGGCGUUAUGUUGCUAUGUGGUGCCAAGAGGGUUCAACUUACACUAUGUAGAUUGGAAACUAAUUCAGAAAUCAAACUCCACACGUGUGGUGUCGAAAUGUGAAUAUCUGAUGUCGAAAAGCUUAGCGCAUAGGGUCCAUGACGAAGGCUGAAGAAAAAUGAAAAGGGAAGCCAAGUAUUGGGGAUGUUCUAUGAGCCAUACAAAUGUACACGAGUAAGAGAAGAACGCCUUUCCCUUAUAUUUGAUUAUUGGCACAUUAAUGAUGAUACUUGGUGUAAUAUCACGUGUGACUAAGGCUACUGAUGAUCUAUGCGUUCAUCCUACUCGAGUUCAAGAUUGUUUGGAUCAAGCUUGAACACGAGUGGUGUUUGUUUGUUUCCCGAGUUGGGAUCCACUCGUAAAGUAUUAUACUUUGGGAUAUA